CAAACCAGUGGCUAAACAGAGUUUCAAACUAAGGACCUCAUCGCUUGAAGAACACUUGCAGCCUAGGAAUGGAGAAAGUCCCCAGAAUCACCAACAUACCAAAAAUGUGGGACCUCGACCCUUGUUCCAAAGGAGAGGUACAGCAAUGGAGGACUUGAAUGGCCCAUUCCCACAUCUUACUGAAGAACAGCAAGGCGUCUUCCAGAGGAGUUUUACUGCUGAUGCCAAGUACUUGGAGAACCAUGAGAAAAUGAACCAGUCCUUCUGGGAAUCACUUGUAAAAUGUUUAGCCACCACCAAUCCACCUAUUCUGAAUACCGAAGAACAGAACAAUCUCCUCAAGAGCUGCAAUGUCCUGCCUGGAGGCUGUACAGCCUGUCUGAAAGCCAUAGAGAAGAAAGGAGCCAAGGCAAUGGCUGUUCUUUACCUCUUCAUGAAGACAACCAACCCAUCUGGGUAUAGGCAGCUGCCCAGCUGCAAGGAAAAGGAUGAAAAAUUCAAACUCCUGAAGCGAUUGGAAAGGAAUCUCAUGCUUUCACAAGGGGCAAAAAGAGCUGAAAACUCACCCCAUGAGUCCAUGGAUGAAGAUAUACAAGACAGCGAUGAGGAAGAUUUAGGAAAACAGAAGACUGAAGGCAAAUUACUUGGAGGGAAAGCAGCAGAGGUUGCUCCCUAUGGACAUUCAGAGAUUACCAGAAGAGAAGAUUCAGCUGGGGACGCAUAUGAGAACACUCGCCUCCGUCAGUGGGCAGUGCGGUGGAUGGGCAUACGGAAGGAUGAUGAAUUCUUUCAUUUUGUCAUUCUUUGCUUUGCAAUUGGAGCUUUACUAAUUUGUUACUACUACUACAAAGAUUGGACUAUUUCUCUUGGAACUGGUUUAAUCACCUUUGCUUCCCUGGAAACCACAGGGAUAUACUUUGGUCUAGUGUAUCGAAUUCGGAGCGUACUUGACAGUUUCGUUCCUCUGAUCGACAAAUUCAGGCCAACAGGUAUGAGGAAAGCUGCCUAGGAGGAGUAUUUCAGGAGAGCUCCACAAAAUCCUGCUGCCUGAAUUUCUGGGAUUAAAAGAACUGGUUCAUGAGGCAAAGAUAAAAAUCUAAUAGCUGAUGUGAAAUAUUAAACCACAGAAAGACAUCAUUCCCGCAAAAACAAGGCUGAAACUGCGUUACAGCAUCCCAUUCUUUCUUCUGAAGUGUUGUGUGGCUCAGCAGACCUCCUAAGACAAUCUAGUUAUAGGUUUAUAUUUAAUUCCAUUAAAUAUAAACACAUUGUCCUUCCCUCACCCACGCAACUGUGUUAGUCUGCCUAUGCUGUACCAAAAUCCAAACAAUCCAAAACAAAAUGACCGAUAUUAUCCUCAGCUGGUUCAGGAUUAGGCUCUGGAUGCUUCAGUAGGAAUCUUGGCAGCCACCGAGCCGCCUCCUCAUCACCCCUUGUGAUGCUGCGCACCAACAAACACCAGCUGCUUGCUUACACAGUUGAGCCCCAACAGUGCAAUAGCACUGGAGCAGAUUAAUUUAUUGUGGCAGAACUCAAUGCAGUGGGUGUAUAAUGAUUUCACCCAGGGAAAGCUGGGUGAGAUUUUACACACAGUGACAUAAUGGUGCAGUAAUGAGACUAUUAACAGCAGCAAAUUUCAUCUCUUCUGAGAGGAAAAAUAAAGUGCUUGAUUUGACUCAACCCCUAAUGUUUUUCUUUCUUCGAGUAAAAUAAGGUGCAACUUAGACAUUGCUUUCAUUUCAUAAGGACAGGUUACACAUUAUAUAUGUAGGGCUAAUGCAAUCAUAAGCAUACUGAAAAAAAAAAAAAAAAGGUACAACUUUACAUUUUUACUAAAAUUUAACGUCUUCAUACCUACAGGAGGAAGGCAUCAACUCAGACAGAAAGAGCUAUAAAACAUGAAGUUGUAAGGAAAUGUAGAUUAAAAGUCAUUAGCCCAAACAGCCCAGAGUUUUAGAGAAGCAAUUUCAAACCUUGCUUAGACCAUUAACACACUUUUUAUUUGUACUUAAUUUUAAAUUUUAAGCACCAGUGUUGAUCAUUCUUGCAUGUUGCAGUUCCAUUUGUACAUCAGAAAUACCAGCUAUCGUUUGCAGGCCUGUAGCAACACAGCACAGCAGUUACCAAACACAUCAGGGAUUAGAUUAAGUAAUAACAAUGAAUAGAAGUUAUUUUGUUGUAUUUAUGUUCUCAUUUACAUGUACUAUUUACAUGUAUUUGUAGAAAGCCUGUUAUACCAAAAUACUGUAUAUUUUGUGUCAUUAGUCUGCAAAUAAAUUCUUGCUGAGACCAGUG
This is a messenger RNA of Columba livia (rock pigeon), 2295 nucleotides long. It is a transcript of the gene TMEM40, whose product is annotated as transmembrane protein 40. Bases 146 to 1009 code for a protein of 287 amino acids. The transcript is spliced from 13 exons. Lineage: Eukaryota; Metazoa; Chordata; Aves; Columbiformes; Columbidae. The record is from RefSeq and is a predicted model, not a curated record.